AUGGAACCAGCUAUAUCGCUACCUAUUCCAAUGACUGCAGCCCUGGACGCUACAAGUCCUGCGUCUCCUCCUGAGCUUCCUCCUGUUGAUCUUGUGGGGUCCCAUGGAUUGACAGCAGUUCCAUAUAUAUUGUUUGUCGUUUCAAACCACAUAGCUAAUUGCAUAGAAUUCCCCCUCACAAAUGGAAGUGCACCCUGUCUUCUUAAUUGCAGAACCAAAAUAUUGUCAUAUGGGUCUUUUUUGUCAAGCCUCCAAGCUACUCCUGUUGUGGACUGGCAGCCAUCUUGAAAUAGCUCAUCCUUAAUUGAUAUAGGGACCCCUUUUAAUAGCCCGUCAGGCAAGUUUAAAGUCCUUCUUGAUGCAUCCUCAAAGACCUCUUCUGCUGUUAAAUUUAGGCGUCUGCCUAUAUCUCGAGCUCUUUCUAUAUAA
Blepharisma stoltei is the source of this 429-nucleotide messenger RNA. NCBI's taxonomy places the organism in Eukaryota, Ciliophora, Heterotrichea, Heterotrichida, Blepharismidae. The record is from the annotation of a GenBank genome assembly.